Messenger RNA from Knipowitschia caucasica, 942 nucleotides. The record is from the annotation of a GenBank genome assembly. NCBI's taxonomy places the organism in Eukaryota, Metazoa, Chordata, Actinopteri, Gobiiformes, Gobiidae.
AUGUCAGUCCUGGACUCCUGUGAGACAGAACUGGAAGCUCUCAGGAAAAGCAUAAAGAAACUGGAGAAUAACCUUUUGAUUGGAAAUUGGCAGAUCAGAUACCUGCAGACCCACAAAUAUUUUCACCAGACGCUGUCAAACAAUGAUGAUGAUACUGACACAGUGGAUAAGAAACCGAGCACGCCUCUCCCACCUGCAGGGAGCCUCAUCGUACACGACAAAGAUUGCUCCGAGCUGUUUGACAGACUGAAACCUCCGAGUGGCUUCUACAGGAUCAGGCCUGUUCCAGAGCAGGAGCCUGUUCUGGUUUACUGCGACAUGGAUGACGGAGGCGGCUGGACCGUGUUUCAGAGACGGAGACAUGGAAAGGUGGAUUUCAAUAGAGACUGGGUGGACUACAGAGAUGGAUUUGGUGACUUCAAACUAUGGAAUGAUGAGUUUUGGUUGGGCAAUGAGCACAUUCACUCAUUACUUUCAAAAGGUAAAAAAUUGGUGAAGAUAGACUUAUUGGAUUGGGAUGGACACAGAAAUUAUGCCUUUUAUGAGAACUUCAAGAUCGGUGAUGAAUCUGAUAAGUACCGUCUCCAAUAUGGCCAGUAUAGUGGCAAAGCGGGGGACGCUCUGACAGGAGGAGGAGGGAUGGUGGAGCAGUGGUCCGCCUGUGUCAGUGGGAUGCAGUUCAGCACCAGAGAUCAGGAUAAUGAUCGCUAUCAUCAGGGCAGCUGUGCUCAGGAGAAUCAAGGCGGCUGGUGGUUCAAUCGAUGUCAUGCGGCCAACCUCAAUGGUAGGUUCUACCGAAAAGGGAAGUAUUCUGGUGAAUUUGACAAUGGGGUGGUUUGGGGGACAUGGAGAGGCCUCUGGUACUCCCUGCGGCACACCACCAUGAAGGUGCGACCUCUGAUGUUCCUGGACUCUGUGGGAAGUGGAGAUGGAGCGUUUUAA